This is a messenger RNA of Bacidia gigantensis, 2343 nucleotides long. RefSeq lists its product as uncharacterized. The coding region runs from base 1 to 2343 and encodes 780 amino acids. Lineage: Eukaryota; Fungi; Ascomycota; Lecanoromycetes; Lecanorales; Ramalinaceae. The record is from RefSeq and is a predicted model, not a curated record. Gene Ontology annotation, cellular component: nucleus. Gene Ontology annotation, biological process: positive regulation of transcription by RNA polymerase II. Gene Ontology annotation, molecular function: transcription cis-regulatory region binding; DNA-binding transcription factor activity, RNA polymerase II-specific; zinc ion binding. The transcript has 3 exons.
AUGGCUAGGCAAGCCACUGGGCACAAAUACUCCGCUGACACCCUCUACCUGCAGUGUAAAGCCCGGAAGAUCAAGUGUGGCGAACAGAAGCCUGCCUGUAUCAAUUGCGAGAAGACCGGGCAGACAUGUGACUACAGUAUCAAACUCAAUUGGGAUGGCCGCUCCAAAAAAGGAGGAAAUCAGAACCACUUGACGGCAGAUACCCUGUCUGGGACGAUCCAGGCGGGGGAGCAAGUGUUGAGUUUCAACACGGGCAAUGACAAUGCUACGGAGCGUAAGACGCUCAAGAGACCCUCCUUAGACGCGCACCACAGCCAUAGUUACAGGAACGGACUGCCCUCCACCUCCACGACCUUCUCGGGGCCUACACUUUCUCGUACAGCCAGGACCUCAUCCUCCGCUUCAGUCUCACCUUUCGCUAGGCUCAAAGAAGACGAAUCUCCCUAUCCCUCACCAGCGGAUUCAAGUCUGGACGAGUCGUCUCUAUCAACCCUGAAACGGACGUCCACGACUGCCUUCCACACUCCAUUCUCCAACAUCGACAUGCCUCCGCCCAGACAGACCUCUCCUCGUCAGAUCAACGUGGGAAUCAAUCAUAACGAUCGUAGCUUCAAGCGCGCAAGGCUAGACCGACCAGCCAAAUCACCAGAUUACGUGCCAGGUCACUACAACUUCAGCAUCUACCAGACCAAUACCAAUGGCACAUCCCGAGCGAGCACGUCCACCGCUCAAAUGUCUCCGUUGAAUGGUACCAGAAUACCACCGAGCCCUGUGACUUCCUCCAUCGCAUCCGACGAGAGUCAGAAUUCUCGGACCCGGCAAGCCACUACUAGCCAUCCCGAUCGCCGUAUGUCAAUCGAAUCGUUAAUUUCAGGCGAAUCUGGCAAAGAGGGCCACCACAGAUCUGACAGCAACUCGAGUACACCAAAGCACUAUUAUGGGCUGGAUCCGGGGUAUCCAGAUUUUGAUUUGGGGUCCAACAAUGACGCCCAAGCUCUCAAUGACAUAACACCCUCUAUCAACGCCAGGCCACUCUUUUCACCGAGAAACAGUGGAUCAAAUCGAGCACCUUCAGAUCUGAAUCAAGAAAAUUCAAAGGCAUUCUACCGAUCUCCUAUUUCAGUGAGAAUACCCGAGGAUUUUGAACAACUGCCACCAAUUCUGAGAAAACAUCCUAUGAAUCUUCUCUAUUUUCAUCAUUUCAUCAACUACACAGCUCGAAUUCUUGUCCCGCACGACUGUUCGGUGGCCCUGAAAGACAACAAUCUCCUUCGUCUGGUACUAGCCUACUCUGCGAGCCACCGUGCUCGCCUAAUGGGCUACAAUGAGCCGAGCAAUCGAAUAGCCGAUUAUGUAACAGGCAUGUUCUCCACUCUCGCUAACGACCUGAAGAACCCCCAUAUGCAAAUAUCCAACACCACCUUCGCCACCGCAGUCAUGCUCGCAUCCCUUGAGAUUGUCUCACCAAAUCCAUUUGGCCUGGAGCAUCGAAUCCCAUGGACAAAGCAUCUAGAAAUGUCCCGCACGAUUAUCACUGCACGAGGCAUUCGCCGAAAAACAGUCGACCGCGACGACGAGGAAACUUACUUCCUCACCCGCUGGUUCGCCUACCUUGACGUCCUAGGCAGCCUUUCCGGCAUGAACAAACCUCUUCCCCUUUACAAAGGCGACCUAUGGGCCGAUGACCCCAAUCACCCGGACGAGUGUCACCGCAUUGAUUGUUUCUACGGUGUCUCCACCUGCUGCGUAGGUCUGCUAGCUUCUAUCGCAGAGUUGGCAAAAAUCUGUGACGAUGAGCGGGCUCGUCACUUCGCGCUCUAUCCCAACGAACAGAACGAUUGGGCUCCAGCGUCUCACAGCGUGGAGGCCGCUAACCGACUCCGUGACGCGUUGAAGGAGAGCUUGUGCCAGCCGUUCCAGGGCUGCCACCAUGCUUCCCGCCCAGACAGCUCCCCACGCCCCCGCCAGGAGGACUUCGCCCUCGAGGUCACUACCGCGAAUGACAUGUAUCACUGGGCGGGCAUCAUAUACCUCCAACGGCGCGUCCUCCGCCGUCCCACCAAGGACGAGACAAUCCAGUCGUAUAUUGAUGUCAUCGUCGCCGCGCUGAGCAAAAUCAGUCAUAACGGGACGGCCGAGGCGUGUCUGCUGUUUCCCAUCUUCGUCGCGGGCUGUGAGGCGAUCUUGCCAAGUCAUAGGGAGAGACUAGGGGAGCGGAUGAAGAAUAUCGAAAACACUGGCCUCACGCAGGCGAGGGAUGCGAGAGAGGUUAUGGAGAGAGUGUGGAAAGGGGAGGGAGGGGGACGUUGGGAGGAGUUGGUUGAUGGGGAGUUCAUUGGGUGA